This is a messenger RNA of Bubalus bubalis (water buffalo), 4529 nucleotides long. It is a transcript of the gene ELK3, whose product is annotated as ETS transcription factor ELK3. The transcript is spliced from 5 exons. The record is from RefSeq and is a predicted model, not a curated record. Bases 851 to 2059 code for a protein of 402 amino acids. Gene Ontology annotation, biological process: cell differentiation; regulation of transcription by RNA polymerase II. NCBI's taxonomy places the organism in Eukaryota, Metazoa, Chordata, Mammalia, Artiodactyla, Bovidae. Gene Ontology annotation, cellular component: nucleus. Gene Ontology annotation, molecular function: DNA-binding transcription factor activity, RNA polymerase II-specific; sequence-specific DNA binding.
UCUCCUCCUUAGCAAUCACGCCCCCACCCACGAUCAAAGCAGCCCUUUAGCCCAGAGCACCGAGACCCCACUCCCGAUGCCCCUCGGCCCCACCGCUCUUCCAUCCCAGCUGACAUUAAACAGCAAGUCCAGCCGCCUCCCCACUUGGGGCCUCCGCGUCCAGACCAACCGGGCAGGGCAAGCCCCUACAGCGACGCGCAGCGCAGUACCCAGCCCAGGGACCCCCGGUUGGGCGGCGGGGGGAGGUGGUUAGAGGGUGGAGAAGAGGAACCCCCCAGGCCCCGGCCGCCACCCAAGGUCAGCCCCUGAGCGCGCCGGGGCAGCUCCUACGGGUUUCUGGCCGACUUGCCCGCCCCCCCCCCUCCCCGUGGGGAGGGGCUGCGGCCACUCGGAGUCGCCAGGGGUCCGGAGGCUCCUCCCCGGGGGUGGCAGAGCAGGAAGCGGGGAGCGCGGCGGGCGGGGGCGCGGGCGCGGUGCGGGGCCCCGGGCGGCGGAGUAUGCGCGGGCCUCGGCGGCCAGCCCCGGCGCACAGCCGCGGCCGGGGCGCGCGGCGCGGGGCGGAAAAGCCUGUUUACACAGACUGCACACCGCCUGGGGAAUAAUGCAGUAAAGGAAGUGAGCCGGCUCGGCCUGACUGCUCCAACUUCCUGCUCUCACACACACCAGAGGGGGAAAAAAAAAAAAAAGAGGAGCGAGAGAAAGAAAAAAAAGGGGGGGAAAUCAGGAUCUCAUUACAAGAGCAACAGACCGUCUGCAGACGCCUGUCAGCAUGGAAAGUCGGGGGCUUUCGCCCGGUUCCUCCUAGAAAUUCCCCCGAAGAAGGAUCUUGAAAGCUCCCCCACAUCUGGGUAUGGAGAGUGCAAUCACGCUGUGGCAGUUCCUGUUGCAGUUACUGCUGGACCAGAAACAUGAGCACCUGAUCUGCUGGACUUCCAACGAUGGUGAAUUCAAGCUCCUCAAAGCAGAAGAAGUGGCCAAGCUGUGGGGACUCCGGAAGAACAAAACAAACAUGAACUACGACAAGCUGAGCAGAGCCCUGCGAUACUAUUAUGACAAGAAUAUCAUCAAGAAGGUGAUCGGGCAGAAGUUUGUAUACAAAUUUGUCUCUUUCCCGGAGAUACUGAAAAUGGACCCUCACGCGGUGGAGAUCAGCCGGGAGAGCCUCUUGCUGCAGGACAGCGAGUGCAAGGUGCCCCCCGAGGGCCGUGAGGCGCACAGACAUGGCCUGUCCGCCCUCAAGAGCGCCAGCCGCAAUGAGUACAUCCACUCGGGCCUGUACUCGUCCUUCACCAUCAACUCCCUGCAGAACCCGCCUGAGCCCCUCAAGGCCAUCAAGACAGAGAAGCUGGAGGAGCAGCUGGAAGACAGCCCCCCCGCGGAAGAAGUCAGGACUGUCAUCAGGUUUGUGACCAACAAAACCGAUAAGCACGUCAGCCGGCCCGUGGUGUCCCUGCCCUCCACGUCGGAGGCCUUCCUGGCCUCGUCCGUGUCCGCCAAGAUCUCCUCCUUAAUGUUGCCGAACGCCGCCAGCAUCUCGUCCGCCUCGCCCUCCUCGUCUCGGUCCCCAUCGCUGUCCCCCAACUCGCCCCUCCCUUCCGAACACAGGAGCCUCUUCCUGGAGGCUGCCUGCCAUGACUCGGAUUCCCUGGAGCCCUUGAACCUGUCGUCGGGCUCCAAGACCAGGUCUCCAUCACUCCCCCCAAAGGCCAAAAAGCCCAAAGGCUUGGAAAUCUCCGCGCCCCCACUGGUGCUUUCCGGCACCGACAUCGGCUCCAUCGCCCUCAACAGCCCGGCCCUCCCCUCGGGAUCCCUCACCCCAGCCUUCUUCACUGCCCAGACACCAAAUGGACUGCUUCUGACCCCGAGUCCACUGCUGUCCAGCAUACAUUUCUGGAGCAGCCUUAGUCCAGUUGCUCCACUGAGUCCUGCCCGGCUGCAAGGGCCAAGCACGCUGUUUCAGUUCCCAACACUGCUUAAUGGCCACAUGCCAGUGCCAAUCCCCAGUCUGGACAGAGCUGCUUCUCCAGUACUGCUUUCUUCGAACUCUCAGAAAUCCUGAUGCCAUCUGGCCACAAUUUAAAGACUCAUUCACUGAUGAAACAGUUUGUCCCCAUGGGCUAGUUUACCUGUGUCGUGAGAAGGAUGUUGUGAAACCCGUCUGUUAAUUUGGUUUGCACUUUUCAUAACAUGGAUGGUCUAGAUUUAUGUUAGCAUUUUAAAACCUUUUUUAUAUUCAAGUAUAUAUGAAAAUCUGUUUUGCAUUAAGUGAAUUUUAAUGUUUUUGUUUUUAUAUCUUCUUAGCUCUUAAGUGUUGAACACUGUUGACAGUGAAGAACUUUUCUAAAUGGUUUUCAAUGAAAUAAGGAUGUGAAGCUUUCUUCCUCUUUAAUUCUGCAAAUGCUGAACUGUGCUUAUAUACACUAUAACCAGCUGUGCCUUCCUUUGCAUUUAGUUUAUUGUAAAUUAUCUAUAUAUAUAUUUUUAGUAUUCAGAAAAUGUUUGAAAGACAAAAAUUAGUAUCAAACAACUCUAGUAGAAUUUCAUUAUUUUUCACAAGUAGGCAAUAUGAAAGCAUUCAUUACUUUUCUUUUUGGCUUUCAACUGUAUGAGAAUUGCCUUAGAACCUCUUUUGAACUGAAAUUCAGUGAAUAUAAUAUCCAAGUAAUGUUUUUAUAAAAAACAAGCCAUAUUUAGACAAUAAAAUUUCAUGAAAAUGUUCUAAAGUGCAUUUUUUGAAAAAAUGAACCUUGAAAGGCUAGCCUCCUGUUUACAAUCUUUGAGACUCCUUCCACACAAAAGCCUGAGAUGGAAAAACUAUAUCAAGUUCAAUCUAUGCCCCUGGAAUAUUUCCUAGGUUAGCACAUGCUUAUUUUAAAAAAUUAACCUGGUUCUUCCCAUUUUCCAUUGAGAAUCAUACCUCUCUGAUGCAUUUACUGUAUCUAAGUUAGGGUUUCUCUGAACCCCAGAAACUAAUUAACAUUUAAAAAUCCUGCGCUUUGGAAAAGGUUCACAGAUUGGUGAUGAAUACAUAUAACAAAGAAAACAUUUUGUAAUACCAGGUAUCUUCAUGUGUAUGGGUAAAGCCUUGGUUGUGGAAAUUGAGGUGUAGGAUACACUGCUUUAUGUAUUACUGUUUAUGGUGAGAAUGAAGGAAAAUUGAUUAAAAAAUAUAAAAUUCUUCAGGAACCUUAUUGUGGAACUGAACUUAUGUAACAACCUGCAGUACUAAGCAGUGAAUACUUUUGUGUAGUGUAGUUUAGAGCAGUGAUAAUAGAAACAUUUUCUGUUCCUUCAGAAAAAUCAGCAGGCACCAGUUUAAGGUGCCCAUCUGUAUAUGAAGUAGUAAAGUUCUAAUGUAAGAUUCAAGAACUGGAAGAUGCCCAGUGCGUUCAACUCAGUAAAAUUACCAUCCUUAACUAUAACAGAAACCAAUUUGAAAUGUGGCUAAAUAAUUCACUGAUCCAAAUGAGGCGUUAAAUGGCAGGGAUUAUGAGAAAGGGUAAAAAACAAAGGUUGUAAAAACAAACAUUUGAGUUUUCAAGAAAUCUAAAAUUUUGUUGCGACACUUUUAAUGCUUGAGAUGUUCAACUGGAAUUGAGCUUGAGAUUUUCGAUUGGAAUUUUACUUGGUGAUGUAAGCCCUUAUCUGGGGAAAAAAUCCAAACUCUAAUAUGCAUCUUUGGAUGUAAAGUAAUGGGCCUGGUUCCACAAUCUGCAAGGAGACACUACUGCCACUACCCACAGACUAAGGAUGAUUCUAGACUAGAAUAAAGAGCUAGUCCAGGGGACUGGUGUUUACCGAACAUAAAAUGUUAGAAGAGGCCUUUGAGAUACCAGGUAAGGACAACUGCACAGAAGUGCGAAUGCCUAGAGCUACAUAGCUCACUGAAGGUAGAACAAUGACUGGUGCUCAGUCCAGUUCUACCUCCACACGCCUAGCUAUAGGUACCAACUGGUCCAAAACUGCAUGUUAAGUAGAAAAAAACAAAAGAGCAUUAAAAACAAACAAAAAACAAGUCAGAUAAGAGCAUACCUCAAAUGCAGGAUUCUUAGAGAAACUGAAGUCAAUGUGCAAAAACCUCAAUCUAGUAUUCCCUUCCUCCAAAUACUAUGAUUAACAUACACUCUAGCUCCAUUUAUUAGAAAUGGAAAAAAUACAGUAAUUUUUGAUGCACCAAAAAAACUCACAUGACACAAAUAGAUAACUGGAGGUGUUGAAGUAUAUAAGCCUUAUUGCUCUGCCUCAUUCUGUGUGUGUGUGUGUAUGUUGGGUUUGUCUUUUUUAAACAAUUAUUUUAGUCAAAAAAUACGUUUCAAAGAACAUAAUAACUUUGUUUUCCCUUUUUAUGUUUGCUUGAUCAGUGUUAAAAUGCUAUGGUAAAGUUUAUAGAACUAUAACCUGUUGGUCUCUUUUGUACACAUCUUUUCUAUGACUGCAAAUCUUCACUCAAUUUUCAUAUAUGUAUCAUUUUUACUGUUAUAUUAUUUUUGUUCAAUAAAUACUUUGUGAUAAAAGGUGUGAAGAGGCAA